AUGGUCUUUGAUUCCUUUUUCAUCGUGGUGAUGUGCUUUUGCAGUAUCUUCACCGUGCUGCUACUGAUGUUCUUCUUCAUUGGCUUAUUGCGGUUCCUCACUGGCAGCUGCCAUGGUGAAAUUCGUGUGUCUUCCCACGCAGAGCUCACGGAAGAGGAAAGGAGAGACCUCGAAAAGGCCAUUCAAGAACACCUUCCAGAUGUGAAGGUUGACAAAGGCGAUGGGGAAGAGCACACUUGUCCCGUUUGUUUGGAUGACAUCGAGCCCUGUGAGCAUGCCAAGAAGUUGAAGUGCAACCACAUCUAUCACACGGAAUGCAUCAUGGAAUGGUGCACCAAAAAACGGCGGAAGGAGGGUGACAAACGCCCAGAGUCUGUGCAGUGCCCGGUGUGCCGAUGUCAUCACUACUUCAAAAGCGAGUUGAUUGUCAUCAACGAUAUCGAGCUAAAUGCCCCAGUGCCCAUGGAGGUGUAG
Messenger RNA from Durusdinium trenchii, 474 nucleotides. The record is from the annotation of a GenBank genome assembly. Lineage: Eukaryota; Dinophyceae; Suessiales; Symbiodiniaceae.